Molecule: messenger RNA, 1178 nt
Organism: Musca domestica (house fly)
Lineage: Eukaryota; Metazoa; Arthropoda; Insecta; Diptera; Muscidae
Gene: Vha16-1
Product: V-type proton ATPase 16 kDa proteolipid subunit c
Exons: 4
Coding region: 186-656 (156 amino acids)
Biological process (GO): proton transmembrane transport
Cellular component (GO): proton-transporting V-type ATPase, V0 domain
Molecular function (GO): proton-transporting ATPase activity, rotational mechanism
Source: RefSeq, a predicted model, not a curated record
CUGCAAAUCAACAUACGGAAUUGACUUUUGAAAUGAUAUGAAUUCGGAAAGUCAGUCGCAAACUCAAACGCAAAGCAACUCCUCGCCAGUUACCAAUAAUAACCGAAGAAGGCCAAAAGCUUUUAAAACAACCAAAAAACAAAUUCUUUUCUUAGUCAAAAACUCCUUAAUUUAAACACAUUAAAAUGGCCGAUUCCGAUAAUCCAAUCUACGGACCCUUCUUCGGUGUUAUGGGAGCCGCCUCAGCUAUCAUCUUCAGUGCUUUGGGAGCUGCCUAUGGUACAGCUAAGUCAGGUACUGGUAUCGCUGCUAUGUCAGUGAUGAGACCAGAAUUGAUCAUGAAAUCCAUUAUUCCCGUUGUCAUGGCUGGUAUUAUUGCCAUUUACGGUUUGGUCGUAGCUGUCCUUAUUGCUGGUGCUUUGGAUGAACCCUCAAAAUACUCCCUUUACAAGGGUUUCAUCCAUUUGGGUGCUGGUUUGGCUGUAGGUUUCUCAGGCUUAGCGGCAGGUUUUGCGAUCGGUAUUGUUGGUGAUGCCGGUGUCAGAGGUACAGCUCAACAACCUCGUCUCUUCGUCGGUAUGAUUUUGAUUCUCAUUUUCGCUGAAGUAUUGGGUCUGUACGGUCUCAUUGUUGCCAUUUACUUGUACACCAAAUAAAUUAUUCAAUGCUGCAACAAUAACAAUAAGAACAACAAACACAACAACCAUAAUAAAAAGCAACCAUCAAGAAAACAAUCAUCUUCUUCGUUAUAUCGAUAUUCUGAUAUAGAAACGCAACAACCUGUUCAAAAGCAAAACCAACAUCGUCAACCAGCAGCAGCAACAACAACAGUGUCAAAUAGCAACAGUGCAACACAAUCGCCACCACCACUACCAUCAUCAUCAAAUCAAUUACUGAUCAUUCGAAUGUCAGUAAUUGCAAGAAGAUAUCAUCAAAGUCGUCGCCUCUGCUGCCGCCUCCAACCGUUCUCUCAAUACUGCCGAUGAAAGUGUACAAGAUUCCAAAUGUAUAACAAAGGUAUACAACCAACAGCACACCAAGUAUGGGUAUUGAGAAAACAGACAGGUUUGCAUUUUAACGUGUAAAAGAACAAAGAACACAGUGUUAGUAGUUUGAAUGAAAUCAAUCAAGUAUUUGUACAAAUUAUAGCGAAAAGAAUCAAUCGUUCAUUCAACCAA